AUGUCAGCCCUCAACCUUGCAAUCAAGAAGAAACGCAUCGGGACGGUAGAGCUGCUUCUAAGCAGAGGAGCCGCUAUCGAUACAACCGAUACCGAUAAACAUGGGCAGACCCCACUUCAUAAAGCCGUACGAAUGAAUGACUAUCACGGUUUGAUAUAUAUAUUAGAGUGUAACAGACUUCGUGGAGAUGGUGAAACCUUUAUACUGCAAGGUGACAACCGGGGAAAAACAGCCCUACAUUACGCCGCUGAGGCCGAAAGAAAAAGUGACAUCGAAGCAUUAACUAACCCAUGCUGGUAUGAAUCACAGAAGGGAAUAAAUACUCUGGCUAAUAAGGAAGAUAAGCGUGGAAGACUUGCUGUUGAUUGCCUGUCGAAAAGUGGUAAGGUGUUUAACGAGGAGAUUGCCAACAUCCUCUACCGGCUGGCGCAAGAUAGGAGGGACGUUUUCUCAAGCCAGUCUGAGUUCAAUCCACCCAUUCCAGGCCGUUUUCCCGAUGACACUUCUAGUGCUCAUAGCUCAAUAAUCCCUUCACUCAAUGAAGAUAAUAGUGGUGAGCUAUGUGACGAGGCACUAGCACAAUUAGAGCGAUUAAAGGAGCCUGACCGGGCGUGA
This is a messenger RNA of Aspergillus tanneri, 615 nucleotides long. Its product is annotated as ankyrin repeat domain-containing protein. The transcript has a single exon. The record is from RefSeq and is a predicted model, not a curated record. Lineage: Eukaryota; Fungi; Ascomycota; Eurotiomycetes; Eurotiales; Aspergillaceae. Gene Ontology annotation, molecular function: protein binding. The coding region runs from base 1 to 615 and encodes 204 amino acids.